AUGAGGCUGAUGGGGAGGCAGCUAAUAUUGAAGGUUUUACUGGGUUCAGCUUUCAUGGGGCUGUUGAUGUUGCUGGUAAAUCAACAGCAAAGUCCCUGCAUACCUUCACUGGAUCUGUGGCCCUCAUCCCAGAAAGCUCCCACUGAAGACCCUCUGGGCCUCUCUUCAAGGAAGUUUGAGUGGCAGACUCGGACACCACACCCCUUGGACCUGAGGUACCCUUAUCCCUACCCCUUCCUGAUCAACCAUCCUGACAAGUGUGAGGGUCCCAGAGGUGCCCCCUUCCUGCUCAUGCUGGUGAUGACUCGGCCCCAGGAUGUGGGGAUACGCCAGGCCAUCCAGCAAACAUGGGGCAAUGAGACCUUGGUUCCUGAUGUGGUCAUUCGCCGCCUCUUUGUUCUUGGCUUGUCCCUACCCCUCUUUGCUCAGGAACUUCAGGCCCUCCUGGAGGAGGAGGACAGGGAGCAUGGGGAUCUCCUCCAGGUGGGCUUCCUGGAUACAUACCACAACUUGACUCUCAAGGUCCUCAAGGGGCUGGAAUGGAUGGCCCAGUACUGUCCCACUGCUCACUAUGUGUUCAAGGUGGAUAGCGAUGUCUUCCUAAACCCCAGCUACCUAGUAAAGCAAGUGUUGCAGCCCAAUGGACCCCUAUGGCCCAACUUCAUCACAGGCCGCAUCUACAGAAAGUCAGUCCCCUUCCGGAUACGGGGUCACAAGUGGUACAUGCCUCCAGAGCUGUAUCCCCAGGACAGGUAUCCAGACUAUUGUGGGGGCCCUGGCUAUGUGAUGUCUGGCCCCCUGGCCCUCAGGAUCCUGACUGUAGCUCAGAGAAUCAAAGCCAUCUACUUGGAGGAUGUGUUUGUGGGGUUGUGCCUGAAACAGCUUGGAGUGAAGCCCACACCUCCUCCCCCCAACACCUUCCUGAUGUCCAGGAGGAAGUAUGACCAUUGUGCCUUCCACCGACUUGUCCUGGUUCACCGCAUCCAGCCCCAAGAGUUACUACAGAUAUGGCCAGACUUCCUGAGAGCUAACAUCACCUGCUAA
Vombatus ursinus (common wombat) is the source of this 1044-nucleotide messenger RNA. RefSeq names its product beta-1,3-galactosyltransferase 2-like. The record is from RefSeq and is a predicted model, not a curated record. Gene Ontology annotation, cellular component: membrane. NCBI's taxonomy places the organism in Eukaryota, Metazoa, Chordata, Mammalia, Diprotodontia, Vombatidae. Gene Ontology annotation, molecular function: N-acetyl-beta-D-glucosaminide beta-(1,3)-galactosyltransferase activity.